Molecule: messenger RNA, 3710 nt
Organism: Manis javanica (Malayan pangolin)
Lineage: Eukaryota; Metazoa; Chordata; Mammalia; Pholidota; Manidae
Source: RefSeq, a predicted model, not a curated record
CCUUCUGCCCGCCCUGCUCGCGGGAGGGCGUGGCUUCCGUGGCCGCUGGGAGCCGGCAGCCCUUUCCCUGAGGCCUCAGUCCGAGGUGCACCGGAGCGCGAGGCGGUGGCGCGGCCCGGCGGCCGGCGGCCUGGAGCUCGCCUUCACAGGACGGGGGGGCCCUCGAGGGAGCGCGGUCCGAACUGACCUCGGAAACCGACGUCCCCGUUGUGUUGGUGAAGCGGAGGAACAUAGGCGGCCAUGGCUCGACCCUGAAGUGCCUUAUAUUGGAGGAGGAGCCUCAGCCAUCAUGCCAGCUGAUGAAUACUGGCUGUGUUUACCGGCCUCUCCUUUUAGACCUUUUGUACAGACGGUCAGGGUGGUGCCUUGUCCCCACUGUUGCUGGCUUCCAGGUGUUGUCCCUGCAGUCCCCGAGCCAUCACUACCUGCUGUGCUGCCGAGAGGCAAUCCCAGUACUCUGCCUCUUCCACCUUUUACUGCAUCCCCUUCCACAUUCCCAGCAUCCUCUUCUGCCGACCCUAAGCUCUGCCUUUCGCCCCCUACGUCUGAUGGUAGGGAGGAGAAAAAUGUGCAGUCUGGGCUGGCUUAUGAAGAGGGCCGACUUCAAAGACUAUUGAAGAUGAAUGGCUCUGAGGAUCUAUCUGAGUCCUAUGACUAUGAUCUCAUCAUCAUUGGAGGGGGCUCCGGAGGACUGGCAGCUGCCAAGGAGGCAGCCAAAUAUAACAAGAAAGUGUUGGUCCUGGAUUUUGUCACUCCAACCCCUCUUGGAACUAGAUGGGGCCUUGGAGGAACAUGCGUGAAUGUGGGCUGCAUACCUAAAAAACUGAUGCAUCAAGCAGCUUUGUUAGGACAAGCCCUGCAAGACUCUCGAACCUAUGGAUGGAACAUUGGGGAGACGGUUAAACAUGACUGGGAAAAAAUGACCGAAGCUGUGCAGAACCACAUUGGCUCUCUGAACUGGGGCUACCGGGUAGCACUUCGGGAGAAAAAAGUCACCUAUGAGAAUGCGUACGGGGAGUUUGUCGGUCCCCAUAGGAUUAAGACAACAAAUAACAAAGGCAAAGAAAAAAUCUAUUCAGCAGAGAGAUUUCUGAUUGCUACUGGUGAAAGGCCACGUUACUUGGGCAUUCCUGGUGACAGAGAAUACUGCAUCAGCAGUGAUGAUCUUUUUUCCCUGCCUUACUGCCCGGGUAAGACCCUGGUGGUUGGAGCAUCGUAUGUUGCUUUGGAAUGUGCUGGAUUUCUUGCUGGCAUUGGUUUAGAUGUCACUGUUAUGGUGCGGUCCAUUCUCCUUAGAGGAUUUGACCAGGACAUGGCCAACAAAAUUGGAGAACAUAUGGAAGAGCAUGGGGUCAAGUUUAUAAAGGAAUUUGUACCAAUAAAAAGUGGUCACUGCAUUUCUCACAACAGCUACAGGACUGGAAAAAUACCUGUCACAGAUGAAGAGCAGACCAAUGUGCCAUAUAUCUACGCCAUUGGUGAUAUAUUGGAGGGGAAGCUGGAGCUCACCCCAGUAGCAAUCCAGGCAGGAAGAUUGCUGGCUCAGAGGCUGUAUGCCGGCUCCACUGUCAAGUGUGACUAUGAAAAUGUUCCAACAACUGUGUUUACUCCUUUGGAAUACGGUUCUUGUGGUCUUUCUGAAGAGAAAGCUGUGGAGAAAUUCGGGGAAGAAAAUAUUGAAAUUUACCAUAGUUACUUCUGGCCGCUGGAAUGGGCAAUUCCAUCAAGAGAUAACAACAAAUGUUAUGCAAAAAUAGUCUGUAAUAUCAAAGACAAUGAACGAGUGGUGGGCUUCCACGUGCUGGGUCCAAAUGCUGGGGAAGUUACACAGGGCUUUGCGGCCGCAGUCAAGUGUGGGCUGACCAAGCAGCAGCUGGACAGCACCAUCGGGAUCCACCCUGUCUGCGCAGAGGUGUUCACAACUCUGUCGGUGACCAAGCGCUCCGGGGGAGACAUCCUCCAGGCUGGCUGCUGAGGUUAAGCCCCAGUGUGGGUGCUGUUGCCCAAGACUCCAAACCACUGAUGUUUCCUAGCCCAAAUCCAAGGAGUUUUUAGGAAGGUUCUUGGGCCCUGGCACCUGUGUCCCAAGCCUGCACCACCCGAGGCACCCUCGGAUCAUGGGUAGGAGAAGGUGGUGAAUGGAAGGCAGCAGUGACACACUGGGGUCACCGUGAUGGACUCAGCUGACAUUCGGCAGCGCAUUGAGGGAUGCGUCCAUGAAGUCACUGGUCUCAAGCCACGUGGUGGGCAGUGACCGAACAGCUGUCGGAGCAGUUUUAGCAUGGCCUUUUCUUUGUGGGUUUUCUUACUCUCAUUGUCAAGCUUUCUAAUGUUGCUUAUUGUUUUCCUUGUGCAAGGAAGGCAGGCUCUGGCUCAGUUGGGGCUGCAUAGGCUUGUCCUGUCAAAUUGGGCUGUCCUAGGGCUCAGACAUACUGUUGUAUUUGACCAACGUGUUUAGCAGUGUCUCCCCCCAAAUUUACCUGUCCCAAACUAGAAAAUGUAUGAUUGACUCGGGUCAAAUUUGUCUCCCUGUGCUGUAUCACUGAUCAUUGUUUUUCUGUUUAAGAGAGGAAGUGGCUGCUUAGCCAGCCUCUUUGAAGUGAUAUCCCACUGCAUGGAACUUGGUGUAGUAUAAUAUGAUUUCCACCAUUACUCAUCAUGGAGGCAGAAGAACACCUUGAAUGGGGAAAAGCAAUAAAUGUCUUCCUUUGUUUAGUUGACUGUUGGUCGAAGCGAGCUGAGACCUUUUGUAAUGGAAAAUACUUGCUUUAAACUUUUUUGGGGGGCAGCUUUAGCUUUAAGCUAAAAAUACAAACUAUCACAGCUUUAGUUUUUGUGUGUCAUGUAUCUGCCCUUUCCUAAGAACUGCAUUUGUAGGAAGAUAGGUCUUUGCACACUUACAACUUAACUCUUUCGUGGUAACUGCUUUUUUAAGGAAGCUUUUAAUAAGUUAUUUUUGAACACAGGUGGAUGUGAAGGAUUCUUGUUUCAAAACCAAAUGGUUUUGACUUUUGUUGAAGGACUGUUUCUGGUGGGGUUUGGCAGACAUGCUCAUGCUCUCCCAGCAUCCCACAUGUAUCAUACACGUGGCAGUUGGACUGCUGCGCAGUGGGACUGACCGGAUUCUAUCUCGGCCGUCCCCUCACCGCAGAUGUUAGGCUUUACUCACGCUGUGGACAUCGGGCCUCCCCCCAGCAGUUCUUAGAGCUGUAUCUCUCCCCCUGCAUGUAUUGCUUAUCUGCAACUCCGAGUGGUCGAUUAAAAGUACAUUUCUUGGUCACCUCAGGGACGUUUACGUGUCUGCCUGGCAUUUAGUCAGCAGACUGCCUAACCCUGCCCCACAGGCUCUGCCUCACACCCUCCUCCCGUCUGGUUAUAUGAAGCAGAGGGGGGAAGAGGGGAGGAGAGGGGGAAUUGAGGCAGUUCACUGUGUCCACUUCUAUUUAUUUUUUCAUUUGUUCUUUCUCCAAGUCUGCCAGUCUGUGAAAUUAGGACAGUAGGCAAUAGAGAUGAUCGUGCCUAAUCAUGUUGUGAUUCUCUCCCAAGUGGAAUGGAAUGCUCUGCCCCCACAAGGAUUAUACUUUGUAGACUUGUCUUGUUUAGUCUGUAAUUGCCCAGUGUAUUAAAACUCAUUAAAUUCCAUGAUUUUUUGUUAUAAAUCUUCUGAAAAAAAAAUAACAAUGUGAAACAUUAAAAGUUAUCAAUAACCA